CAACAGCCACAGCUGCCAACACUACAACCACAGCUGCCAAAACCACAACCACAGCUGCCAACACUAUCACCACAGCUGCCAACACUACAACCACAGCUGCCCCCACAACAGCCACAGCUGCCAUCACUACAACUGGAAUUGCAACAACAACAGCCACAGCUGCCAACACUACAACCACAGCUGUCCCCCAACAGCCACAGCUGCCAACACUACAACCACAGCUGCCAAAACCACAACCAUAGCUGCCGACACAACAACCACAGCUGCCCACACAAUAACCACAGCUACCAAUACCACAACCACAGCUGCCAACAACUAACAACCACAGCUGCCCCACAACAACCACAGCCUCUCCAACUACAACGCCCUCGCCUCCAGUUGUUUUGAUACUGGUAUUCAGCUCAGAUGAGGUUUUCAGUCCUGCUCUGAAAAUACCUCCUCACCAUUGUUCCAGAGUCUGGUAACUAAGACAAUUAAAGCGCUUGAGCCUCUGUUUAAGGCACRUUUCCCAAACUUCAUAAGAAUGAUUGUGGUGGGUUUCAGGCAAGGUUCCAUCAUCACAGACACCCAGCUGGAGUUUGCUGCCGCUAACACAACUGCUAAUGCUACCACACCUUUUGCUGAUGCAGUGGCUACUACUCUGAAGGCUGCGAUCACCAAUGGAAGUUUGAGCAUUAACAUCUCAGCCAAUUUCAAUAUUACUGUCCUAGCUAAUCCAACCACCGCAGCUCCCACAACAACCACAGCUGCCCCAUUAACUACCACAGCUGCUCCCAAAACCACCACAAGCGCACAAACAACAACCACAGGUGCACCAACAACAACUACAGCUGCCCUACAAACAACCACAGCUGCCGUUGCCCCGACAACCACCGCAGCCCCAAACGUUUUGCUUCUAGUGUUCAGUUCAGAUGAGAUCUUUACCCCUACUCUCUCAAACAACACCUCACAAGCCUUCCGGGAUCGGGCUACUACUAUAAAAAACGCGAUUGAGCCCUUCUAUCGCAAAGUCUUUAGAAGUUUCAUUCAGCUUGUUGUGUUGCGUUUCAGACGUGGUUCCAUCAUCACAGACUGCAGAAUGGAGUUUGGACUUACUGGUAACGGGACUGCACCCACUGCUAAUUUGGUGAAAGAUGUUCUGGUGGCUGCAGUCAACAGCGGGACUAUAGGUAUCCGUGUCAAUGCCAGCUCCAUCGUUGUCAGCGUUCUAAGCUCAUCCAUGUCGCCGGUGGUGAACAGUGUGUUUUCCUCUUUUGGAAUGACGCUGGUUUUCCUGCUGCUGUCUGCUGCAAUGCAUAGACUUUAAGACCAGGACAAACCAACUCAUUUGCAACCCUGCACGUGACUACACAUGUAACUCUUUUUUUAAAUCACAUAGUCCUCUUUUUCCAGUGAACUUUGUCUAUAGCAUAUGCAUAUUAGGAUCCAGCCAUCAGCUGUUGUAUGUGAAGUCACCACAUCAAAGAGAAAAGAGCUCUAUCAUUCAAAUGAAAUGAAAUGAGUUUAAUCCUAGAUGCUCUUUAACGUAAUGUUAAACCUAUUGUACAGGAAUGGAUGCUUAAGUAGACUUCAUUUGUUUGGUUAUAGCCCAUAGUAAUAUGAUGUAGAGCACAUUUUAUAAUACAUUGAGUGUAUUUAUAAAGUAAACCUUUUUAGUGGAUUUAAUUUCAAUAUGGACUUAAUGAAGGCAGGGCAAACAUCACUAUUGUGAGAAUAUGUCUGCGUUAAUACAAUUAGCCGUUGUGUUUACUGUUGAUUUGAUUAAAAUAAAAAGGAAACUUUGGAAGAAC
Molecule: messenger RNA, 1790 nt
Organism: Salvelinus sp. IW2-2015
Lineage: Eukaryota; Metazoa; Chordata; Actinopteri; Salmoniformes; Salmonidae
Source: RefSeq, a predicted model, not a curated record